GCCCCAAACUAAUACUAAUUUCUUCAUUCUUGCCGACUGGCGAUUGCCACUGGGCACUGAUCGUAGUAGUAAUCUGAUAAAUUGGUUCUUAAUUAUUAAUUACGAUACAGUUUUAAUCAUAAUUAUAUAUGUAUACAUGAAUAUCACGUUGUCCUGAGUGAAUUAUACGUUUAAUUGUGAACAUUGGGACACUGGUUUACCGCUCCUUCACCAGGCAUGUUCAAAUAAUUAUUGGAAGCAUUUGUUGAUUUGUGUAUUCAAUUGUCGGCACCGGUAUGAUGGUUUUCCUAACAAAAACGGAAAUUCAAUGCUCGCAUUAAAUGAACGUGAGGAUAUAACCAUUACACAGUAAAUAAAUUCUAAACUUGAAUUGAGCUUCUAGUCUAAAAUGCAAGACUUUACAAGUGAUUCUAAUACUCAGCAAAGCACAGUUUCAUUGGCUUUUCUUCGUUUAUCUCAGAAACUUCAAAAAUUUCUCGAUGACAUCACACCAUUUCGAACAGCCAGAUGGAUAGGAGCACUUGUAUUUAUUCUUCUAUUUAUGAUAAGAAUAAUAAUGCUUCAGGGAUGGUACAUAAUUACGUACGCACUGGGUAUAUACCAUUUAAAUUUAUUCAUUGCAUUCCUUACACCAAAAAUAGAUCCAGCCAUGGAUGAGUUUGAAGAUGAUUCUGGCCCAUCGUUGCCAACACGAGCAAAUGAAGAAUUUAGACCAUUUAUUCGCCGACUACCUGAAUUUAAAUUUUGGUACUCGGUAAUAAAAUCUACAUUACUGUCAAUAUUUUUGACAUUUUUCCAAUUCUUUGACGUUCCUGUAUUUUGGCCUAUUCUUGUCUUAUACUUUAUUGUUCUAUUUUGUAUAACAAUGAAACGUCAAAUAAUGCAUAUGAUCAGAUACAGAUACUUACCAUUCACUCACAGUAAACCCAAAUACCAAGGUCAUGAUGACAGUGGAAAGCUAUCUCUAAUUCCAGAAAAAUUGGUACCAGUUGUCACUCAAAAUGUAAUGUGAUCAGAUAUUUAAUGUCUGUCUAAUUAAUUUUGUUUUUAUUGUACACAGAUAUUAUAUUAUAAUGAUUAACUUAAAGGUAAAACUAAAAUGUUAAUA
Molecule: messenger RNA, 1108 nt
Organism: Melanaphis sacchari
Lineage: Eukaryota; Metazoa; Arthropoda; Insecta; Hemiptera; Aphididae
Product: protein RER1
Exons: 7
Coding region: 389-1012 (207 amino acids)
Biological process (GO): retrograde vesicle-mediated transport, Golgi to endoplasmic reticulum; protein retention in ER lumen
Cellular component (GO): Golgi membrane
Source: RefSeq, a predicted model, not a curated record